GCCGCGACGGCUGGAGCGAAGUGGAGGGCGAUGGCGUCACAGAGGGCCGAACGCGAGCGGUGUUAACGGUCACCGGGAAAGAGCGGCCAUGAGCGGGAGAGUGGCCCGGCAGGUGAGCUGACAAGAUGUGGAGCAGCAAAUCUAAUAAAGCAUCCGUGCUAAAUCAGAGACUGAUGCAGGGUCCGAGUACGAGGCAAGAUUUGGCCUCAGCAUGGGAUACAGUCAACAAGACCAAAGCUGCUUUGCGCCACAUAGAAAACAGGCUGGAAGCUGUACCCACCACCACAGCAGUGAUUGACACGGUGAUGGAUACUAAGAAAACUUCGAGCAGUGCUACUAGAAAAAUCAGUAGGAGGGAUGGAAGGUACCUGGAGGAUUCUGUAGCCAGUGCUACAUCUGUCAAGUCUGGUAGUCGUGUUAAAUCACGGAAGGACAAAACGUCCCGCAGCCCCUUGCGAUCUACCACUCUGGAAAGCAACAUUAAGAAGAGCAGCUGGGUUGAAUUCAGAGAUCCGCUAACUGCAUAUAGGGAAGUGGAUGUCAGAGUACCAUCUUACCUGACUGCUAGCCAGCUGGAAGCUCAGCGUCUCCUUUCUGAACGUAACUCCAGUGAAGUGCGAGGGAAGGAGUGUGAAGUCAGCCGCAUGAUAUAUGAGCGAGACAAUCGAAAUUAUCACUGUUUGGACAAUGAGAGUACGUGCUCAACUGCAGUAGAAGACACUGAGGUGAAGUAUCUCAAUGACCACUCAGCACUUGAUGGCCUGCACAGCUCCGACGCACUUUUCAAAACUCUUGGCCGAGAUUCCCUGGGUCAGAAAGGUGACACUGAGAAAGGUCCCCACGUUAAGCUCAUGAGCUGUGAGUCGGAUACAAAGAGCGAUCGGCCUUCUGAGCAGUCCCAGUUGUCCUCCCCAAAUUCCACUUCUGAGUCAGUGAUGCAGAAACUGGAGAUGAUGCGCAGAAAGCAGCACGAUGACAAGCUUGAGAAGCUGAAGGAACGGAUCAGGAAACAGCGAGAACACUCAGAUGAAUCUACUGAGAGGGAACGACUACUGAACCUCUCCGAGCUUCCUGCAGUGCCCGCAACAGAUACCACAAUUUCCACUGCCAAAGUGAGAAAGAUUGCUGCAGCACCACCUGCUCCAUCGUACAAAGGUUUCAACCCAAUGGAGACGAAAAUCCGAACACCAGAUGGCAAAGUGUGGUGUGAGGAUGAGUUGCACAGUAUCAGUAAAGACCUGUACCAGGAUUUCACGCUCCAGUUAACAGUGUUCACCAAGAGCUCAAGAGUUGCCUGGGAGAGCGGUAAAAUGAAGCAAGUCACAUGUGAAAAAGCUAAAGAGAAAAAAAUCACUAAACCAGUGCGGAAAGUACAAAAGGUUGCUCGAUCACCCAGCCCCAAUACCAAGCCAAGUCCUCAUGUUAUCAGCACAGGCUCCUGGCGUGAAGGCCAGAAGUUGGUUAAGAUGGUUUUGGGACCUGCACCUAAAACAGCGAAGGAAAAUGAAAAGGCUCCCAGCACAAGUUCUGGGAGAGAAAGGAAUGUCAGACCAAGAAAUACCACAAGAACAGACUCUGACACCAGGCUUGAAGCUUCUAAAAGGCUUCGUCCCAGGAGUUCUGAGAGACAGAGACCUGAGCAGCAGCUAGAGACUGACCGAAGAAAGAAAGAGGGGAAAAAUGAAUUGGACAUGCUGAAUACACAUGUGCUGCCAGCAGAAGUGCAAGGGAUUCUCGAUGACCUUCAACUGAAGUCAUCCCAUCCAGAUCCAGAAGUCAAGGUUGGUUUGGAAGAAGGUAAGAGACCAAUUGGAAUCCGGUUCUCUUCGAGAAGUGUGAGCCCAGUUAAGAGGAAGCAGGAGAGGCACAACCUGAGCACAGAAAUGCAGCUGAAGCGAUUGCGGCACUAUGAUGCUGAGGAAGUGCGCCAAUAUAUUGCCAGGCAGCAGGUAGAAAGGAAAAAGAGGCAGACAGAGGAGAAGAAAGCCCAGAAGGAAGCAAUGGAACAAAAGAACAAACGUCUGCAGGAACUCUAUAGAAAGCAAAAAGAAGCCUUCUCAAAGCCCAGGCAAGAGCCAAUGUAUCAGAGACGUUUACAGGAAACGUUAUCAAAAUAUGUGUCUGAGCCAGCAAAGGUUGAAGAGCCGUCACACCAUGAAGCGGUGCUGGAGGAGAGACAGCAAAAGACUCUCUAUCAACCUUCUGGAGAAUCUGACAAAGAGAACAAAGGUCAAGAGCGCCCCCUUAGUGCCUCAUCGAGUAGUGACAUGUCUCUCUCCGAACCUUCACACAGGCUGCAGAGACAUGACCGUUUGGAGUCCACGUGGAUGCCAUCUCAUCAGUUGAACCCUACAGCCCAGCCAGUCCUCACUGUUAGUGGAGCCAAACACUUGCAUCUACCAAAUGCGGAAUCUCAAAAUCUGUUGCCUGAGGAUUUGGAAGCAGCAGCAAAUAGGAAGGAAACUCCAUCGAAAGGGCAGGUGCCUUCUCUUCAUCCAACCCCUAGCUUCUCACCAAAUGACUACACAGCAGCUACACAAAAGUCCAUAGUCCUGCAGAAAAGUAAACUAGACCGCAUUGAGGCACUGAAGGCAAUGGCAGCCUCCCUUUCCAAUCGAAUUGAGAAUGGAGCCAAAAAGCUUGCAGGUGCGGGUAUCAACUACGGUGUUGCACAGAGCUCUGAGCAUGAUGUGCUCCGGACUGUAUGGGAUGAUGGGUGCUGGGUAAAGCCUGUCAGUCCACCAGUCCGUGACGGUGGUGAAGACAACAUCUCACCCAGAAUGCAUCGGGAUCGAGGAGCCAAUGUGGGUCUCACUACCUUUGUGGAUGGUCUACCAGGAGUCAGCAGUCUUUAUGAAUUUAAGAAGUUUGGUGAGUCACCCCAUUGUCAAGCCUCCACAACAACAGCAGCAGAUCUAGAGGCCAGGACUUCAGGGACAGACAAGCAACAGGAAGUGAACUGGGAAAACACAUACAAGAGGUCACUUGAGGCCCUGGAGCAAGAUUUGCAAAAGCUCAGCAGAGAGAGGAAGCAGUUUGAUUCCCCCCAUUCUAGUGAAGGGUCAAUCAGUGAAGGGCCACUGCUGAGUGAAGGAAGUCUGUCGGAGGAGGAUGGUUUACCCAGAUGCAGAGAUCCUGUCGGAUCAACAGAAAAGCUAAAGGAUAAGGAGUUCUGUGCAGGAGAAUUGAACUCACUCAGACCAGUUUUAGAUUUCCAGAAAGAAGCAGAAAAGUACCAAUCCCUGCAAAUACACCCAGUGGGAAACAAGAGCCGAGCACCUUGGGAAGAGCUCACCAAAGGAAGUCCUCAUAGUGUGAUUAAUAUCUUUACAAAGAGUUGCCAGUUCACUGGACAAGGAGGUUUGGAGGAAGAAUCUGACAGAAGCUCACCAACCCUGCAGCCCCUGAUGUCUACAGCAAGCCCUGAAGAAGUAGCUAUGUAUGAGGAUGACUUCCUCUCCUCUCAGAGCAGCGCAGCUUUGAGCAGGAAGAUCCCAUCAUAUCAAAGCAGACCAUCCAGUGCCCAAGGUGAAUAUCCCAGCAAAGGUUCUGUCAAUACAAGUUCGGGCGAGGUAUCCCCGCAGUCCUUGGGACAAUGUUCCAUGGUCUCUUCCCGAUCCUCUGGCUCUUCAGGAAAGAAACUAAAAAUAGACAGUAAUGAUGCUGCUGGGAGUGUGCAACACUCUCCUGUGAAUGAUGGUGCUUGGGUAUCUGCCAGUCUUUCAGAGCGGAGUUCACCUGAAGGAAGGAUGCCAAGCCUUGGGCAAAUGUUUGUGGAAGAUGUUGAGCAAGUGAAGGACAUAAAAGUGCUGGAAGACACCACUGUUCAAGUCCCAACUAGUGCUCAGGAGGAGUCAAAGGCCAAGAAAAGUGCAAACUCUUCUUCUUUCCAUUCCCCUGGCAGUUCUAUGUCUCAGAGACCUUUUCAGAAUGAUACAGUGAUAACUUCUGGAGAUGGGAUGAGGCAUCUGCCUGCUACUACCUUCACGGCUUCACCGUCUGUACCCUACAGACCGCAACUUGCUGAUGUCAGUGUUACUGCAAACAGACCCUCCAUGUCUUCUGCUGCAGCCUCCAUGCUGAGCUCCCCACUAAGUCUCCAACGCCGCAUGACUACUGAACUCACUUAUUUGGAUGCUAUAGAAGAGUCCGUCCGCCAGCUGUCGGAGAUAGACAGGACCCGGGGAAUUGCCCUUGCUCAACAAGAGACUGUGUCAUUGGCUCAGAUCCUAAAGGCCCAACAGCAAAGGCAUGAGCAUGACCUAGCCCUGCUAAAGCUGAAGGCUGAGCAGGAAGCUGUCGCAAGUCAGAGGCAGCUAGAGGAGGCCAGACAGAAAGCUGUACAGGUGCACGCAGAAACACUGCAGCAGUUUGCACAGGUUCGCCAAGAGAUGCUGCAAGAGUCCACAAGUAAAAUGAUGACUCAGCAGGUGGAAGUUGCUAGGCUGGCAGCCGAUACAGCACGUCAAGUUAAAGAGAUGACUGAGUUGGCAUGUGCACAGGUUGUAGCAGGAUCUCUGACUGCUGCAAACCUAGCCCGUGGAACAGCUCCUAUGCCAAUGACAGUGCUGUUGGACCAGCAGAGGCAACAGAAUUCAGACUUCAUGAAGCAACAGCGAGCCAGGGCUGAGUCUGACAGCAGAAAGAAUGAAAGCAGCCAAACACCAGCUGGAUCUAUGGAGAAACUGCCAGAUGCUAAAAUUCGUUACUCCACUUCAUUAGACAGUCUGUCUGAAUCAUCCAGGCUCAAACAUAAUGAUCGGAGCAGCAGUAGCGGCAGUAGUAGUAGGCACAACAGUCCCUCCUUACCAUUUUCAGACAAAAGCAGAACUUUCUGCCAUGCAAAGGGAAACAGCUCUAUUGAAGAGGUGGUGAAGACAGCAGUUGACGACUUGAUCCGCAGCGACAGUAUGCCUUCGAUACCCGAUGAGAAAGACUCUGCUUCUGUUGCCACUGAGUACUCCCUUAAGUUUGAUGAGUCAAUGACCGAAGAUGAGAUUGAAGAGAAAUCCUUCCGUUCCCUUCUUCCAUCAGAGAGCCAUCGCCGCUUUAAUAUGGAGAAGAAACGCAGCCAGCAGGAUGAUUCGGAUGAGGACAUAGCACGGGACCAGUUGGCUUCAAUAACUAUAAAACAUGAUUUGAGCAUGCCCUUCUCUGGGGGGCAAGACAGUUUCUCCAAAUUCACCAUGGAGAUGGUGCGGCAGUACAUGAAGGAGGAGGAGAUGCGUGCACAGCACCAAGUGUCACUCCUCAAGCUACGAGAACGAGCCUUGAAGGAAAAGACCAAAGCAGAGCUGGCCUGGCUGGAGCACCAGAAAAAACGCCUUAGAGACAAAGGAGAAGAUGACAAGAUGCCACCCAUCCGUAAGAGACAGCGUGGGCUUCUUCUCAGACUGCAGCAGGAGCAGGCUGAAAUCAAGCGUCUUCAAGAAGCCAACAGGGCUGCUCACAAAGAGAGACAACUAAUUCUGAAACAGCAGGAGGAGAUUCAACGUAUGCGCCAGACCACCAUCAAAAUUCAGGAGAAACUCAAAUCAGCUGGGGAGAGCAAGUUGGUUCAAAAUCUACAGGAGCAGCGGAAUGCAGAACAAACAGACAUGGAGAAUGUUUCCAAAGUGAGCCACACUUCCAGUCCCCUGCAAACAGAUAUGGAGACACGGAGCCCCUCCCCUGUUUCGAUCUCAGGCAGUGAGACCAGCAGCAUCAUGCAAAAACUGAAGAAGAUGCGCAGUCAUAUGGAUGAAAAACACUGCUCUCCUGUCCACUACUUCUUCUCUGUCUUUACGUCUCAUCACUGGGCUUCUCUCAGUGUCUGUUUUCCCAACCUACAUCCCAAAUUCCAGCUGUACAUCUACAACCAGCUGGUCAGAUUACAGUCAACAAAUGUCCCAGUUCCAGUCCCUGGGCUAGGCCAAGUUACCAGAUUGUGGAGCUCUAUGUUCCUUACUAAAAGGGAGCAGAAAUUGAUGCACCGGCGACGGCAUGCAGAGGAGCUGCUUGAGUGGAAGCGGCGGCUCGAUGCUGAGGAAGCUGAGAUCCAGCAAAUAGAAAAGCAAGCUCUGGCUGCUUGGGACAAGGACCUUAAACAAAAAAUGACAAAGCGAGAGGCAAGCGAGAAGAUUCCAGAAUCUAAGGACACCGGCAGCGAGGAAGAAUGUCCUGCGCCAUCUUGCUCCCAGCCCUGCAGUGACAGUUCAAUUCCUGAAGAGGUUGGAAUCUCACCUGCACAGACCCUGGAAUCACCAUCAGCAGUCCUUAGGAUGACCACCAGUCCUGACCAUAGUGUUUUCACAGAUGAUUGUUAUUCCCAGGACUUUGAAUCUGUUGCAACACACAGUAAACAGUCUUCUCCCCCAAAAGUGACUGAGAGUUCAUUGAAGCAAGAUGGCCAGAAAAUCAGUUCCGGUGUCCGUGUGCAUGUCAGACCUGUUGUAAAAUCCCGCCAAGCAUCUGGCAGUUGGUCUGAUGAAUCUGUUUCUGUGACACAAUCAGAAACUACGUCAGACCAGAGCGAUAUUGAGAGCAGGAUCCGUGCACUGAAGGAUGAACUUAAGAAGCGCAAAUCCAUUGUGGACAAGCUGAAGAAAGAGCAGAAGAAACGACAAAAGGAGCGAUUGAAAGCACAGGAGGCCAGUCUCAUCAAACAGCUAGAGUCCUAUGAUGAGUUUAUUAAGAAGACCCAAGUUGAACUCAGUAAAGAUCUUGAUGUUGUCAGCUCAAGCUCAGCCAAACCACGGAUUAAAACUCUGUACUCCACUACUACUGAGAAGCUGAAGAUUAAACCACCCUCUCUGCAGAGGACUGAAUCUGCAAAGAGCUGGAAAUCUCUAACUGAGAGUGAAAUAUCCAAAGCAUCACUGGCCCCCAUUACCAAGCAGGAUCAAAGAUCAUCAAGUCCAGAUGGGCAGAAAUCCAACUUGCUCAGUGAACUGUAUAGAUCAGAUCGAAGCAAGUCUGCAGUCUUUGAUAGUCGACCUGAUGAUUCCUCUAGGAGUCCUUCUCCAGUUUUAAAAAGUUACAUGAAAUCUAGACUUGACUUUGUUGAAGGCCUAGAUAAUGUGGCAGGAGCUCUUGAAUGUAGUUUUCUGCCAGACCAUUUGGCAUUUAGACCAGAGGACGGUUCUGGUGAUGAAAGUGUAGUGUCCAGUCACCAAUCUAUGCAGGAUGAUAUCCAAGAGGAACUUAAUCAUCUAAAAUCAGAAGACUCUGAUGUAGAGGAUGUACUUGGCUUAUCUAGGCAGUCAGAUCAAUCUGAACCCUUGUUGAAACUAGAUAUUGAGAAACUGCAGCACCUCAACAUCUCUGAGCCUAUGGAGGAAUGGACUCCGCUAAACACAGUCCUUUCUGAUAAUGCAGUUCAGCCCUUAGUAGCUGAGUACAUUGAAAUGAAGUUUGAGGACUUGGAUGAGGAAUACUACUUGCACAAGGAAAGCUAUCCUGAUGAGGAUGGAGCCAGUGAUCAUUCAGCCAGUUCUGUGAAGAUUGUGAAAUCAUUUAAGUCAGAUAACUCUGUUGCAAGUGUUCUUUCUGACUGUGGAGAAUUGAAAAGAACGCCAAAGAAUGAUUCUUAUUCUCAAGAUUUUGAUUGCCUUUCCCAAGGAAAGGAGACCAUGUACUCAAAAAAUUUUGAAUCAUUGCUGAGGAGGGAGACAUCUGAAGACAUGGAUGAAAGUUCACGUGGUGGGACUUGCAAUGUUGUUACUGAAUCUGCGGAAGCCCUUUUGCUAAGAAACAAAAUUACUAUUGACACAAAUCUCACUGAACUCCAAGUGCUGUCCCCUCCUGAGCAUUCCAAGCAGGAGGAAAUGAAUGAACUGGAGAAGCUUUCUCAAAGUGGUUCACCAAGCAUCAGUGUGGAUGAUGAAAUCAGUGAGCAACUGUGUGAGAAAUCCUCUCCCAGCUGUGGGAGUGUGCAUUCAGAACAACUUAUAGACUUGAAAUCAGCAACUGAGAAGAUCCAAAAUGAAGAACGAAGUGGUGCCAACAAUGAGAAACUGACUCCAGUGCCAUCGCACACUCCUUCUCCAUGUCACGCCCCAGCACCUUUGUUGCCUGAAACCGAUGAGCUGCCUGAAUUCCAAAUUGGUAUGAGAAUUUUAGUUAGUAGCAUCCAACCAGGGACACUUCGCUUCAAGGGCAGAACUAGCUUCGCCAAUGGUUUUUGGGCUGGUGUGGAGCUGGAUAUGCCAGAAGGCAGUAAUAAUGGGACGUAUGAUGGAGUCGAGUACUUCAAAUGCAGGGAGAAAUGUGGCAUCUUUGCUCCUCCUCAUAAGAUUUCCCUUCUACCCAAAUAUUAUGAGGAUGCCGUGGAUACAUUUGAAGAUGAAGAGGAGCUACUCAUGGAGGAUAAAUUAGCUCAUGAAUACAAAAUCUGUCAUGACGAAGGAGAAAAGCCAGAUCUUUCAAAAGUAGUAGCAGAACUGCAGGCAGAAGAGUUUGAGCUAUGUAAUACCCCUGGAGAGCAAAUAGACUUCAAGCUCAGUUCAUUUGAAAGUAACUUGAAUGAUCAAAAUGUACGCAGUCAAUUUUCUGAACCAAGUAAGGUUAACUUGCUGCACAUUAUUAAUGAAUCUAGCAAGGCUGUGGAAACUUUUGGAGAAAACCAAAAUUUAAAAGAGAAUUUGCCUAAGCCUGGUGAGGAGGAACAGUUGGUAAGUUUGAGUAAAGACCAGGACGAAGAAAAAUUUAACCGGACUGAUGUAUUCAUAGAGAAGGCAUCCAAGGCAGUACUGGAGCUGGAGACUGAUAUCAAUACCGAAGUGUCUCUGUGUUUUUCCAGUGCACAAAGGGAGGAAUUUUCACCAAAUGUCCAUGAGAACUCUUCAACUCCUCUCUUGGAUUUAUUGAACAGAGAAAAGGAGCAACUUGAGGCUCAAUUUAAAGUACCAUUCCUCGCACCUGAAUCUAAGGAAAUCCAUGAGGAGCAUGAAUGCAUUAACAAAGCAGAACCCAAGGACAAUAAUGAGGAUGGUGAAGACUUUAAAGGAGAUGAGCUGAAGAGCAAUGAUUCAAAGGCCAAUUCUUUGAUUGAUAUGAUACUAUCUUCCUUUGUCAAGGACACUGUCAAACAAUUUCAAGAAAUCAAGAAGUCUCAAGCUGAGAAGAUCCAGCUUACUAAUCAAGGAUUACAGUUCAAAUUGGAUGUUGAAUCUUCACCCAGGUCACCUUCCAAGGAUCUAGAGGUAGAAAACCAGACUGUUGUCCAAUUGGAGACGUCUGUAAGAGAUGAUAGUGAUGAUAAGGAGGAAAUAUUAUCGCCAGAUCUUUGUCCUCGACCAGGCAGCCCAGUGUUUGGCACAAGUGGGCAGGAAGAAUUGGCCAAACGCCUGGCAGAGUUGGAAUUGAGUCGUGAGCUGCUCGAUGACCUGGUCGAUGACCAAGAUUGGUUUGAUGAGGACUUUGGGCUGAACGCUAGCAAAGGCCAGCAGCCAGUGCAGGAGCCCCAACCUCCAAAGGCAGUGCCUGUCCAUGAGGAACCCUACUUUGCUGUACCUCAUGAUGCAUUAGAAGUUGAGAAGAUGGUUCAUACAGCCGCUGAGGAGCUGUGGAAGUUGCAGGAACUUGGCCAUGAUCUAGCAGAUCUACAAUUGCUCCCAGACUGUCUUGGGAAUAAUAAAGGGAAAGAUGUAGAGAGUGUGAGCAAAAGAGUUUAUUGUGAGGCUGUAUUUAACUUGACGAGAGAGAUUUUCACUGAGAUGUUUGCUGAAGACCCCAGUGCCAGCCAACCCCCAUGGAUGAAGCCAAGCCGAAUUAGCUCUGCUUUCUUCAGACGAGCAAGGAACCCACGGAAUUUAAAUGAAGUGAAGAUCUUCAUUUCUAAUGAGGUUAUGAAAUUGUUUGGAUUCAACCAAGAGCAAAAUCAGAAGACAGACUGGCAAAAGACGAUGAAAUUUGGCAGGAAGAAACGUGAUCGAGUGGACCACAUUUUGGUUCAAGAGCUUCAUGAAGAGGAAGCCCAAUGGGUGAAUUAUGAUGAGGAUGAGCUUUGUGUGAAGAUGCAGUUGGCAGAUGGAAUUUUUGAUGCUCUGAUAAAAGACACAAUAAAUGUACUGAAUCAGAUUCAGGGGAAGCAGUUAAAACUCAUGUUAUCCUAACACGAGCCAUGCUUGCGACUAACUUGUGGAUUCCAGAACAAAGCCAAACCUCAUGUCCCUAACAGAAGAGAAUCCACCUUGGCCUGUAACCGCCUCUCUCCAAUUGGGUUUUGACAUCUGGCAUGGAAUUUCCUCAAUAAGUAGAUGGUUUGGAAUAUCGCUCCUUAUUGGAGUCAGCUGACUGGCAGGAUGUGGAUACUGAAAGUGCCAAUCCCUUCCCCACCUAUUUAUAUACACCCCAUCCCAUUUAUUUAUCCAAACUGUAGCAUAGAUUUGAAUUCAGAGAAGUUUGCACACUCAGUUGUUUUUUGCAUUUACACCUAUGUUUAUCUUUUUAAAAACGUAUCUAACUUGAGGCGCUAUGGUAUCUGUGUUUGAUGUACACUAGCUCUGAGAGUUGAAAUUAUGGCUGAUAUCAUACACUGAAUACUACCUCUGAGUGAGGAGUACAUCUGCAUGACUGAAGUGGAGGGCAAAACUAUGGGGGUUUUUUAAAAAGUUGCUCUUAACUUCAUUACUAUUACUGUUGAUUUUUAUUUUUGGUUUUAAAUUAUUUCAGAAAUAGGAUAAUUGAUUUUUAUUCAUUUAAAUGGACUUCUGUUAUUGAUAUUCAUUUUCAGAAAAAUGUUGCAUACUUUGAACAGAUUUUGAGAUCACUUGCAUUGAUUCAGAACUUCUUUGUAACAGAAAACGAAUGAUAAUUCAGGUCACAAUACCCUGGUUUGUUGAAGUUAAUUAGUGCAGGGCUUGUGUUCUUUGUUCAUUUAUAAACUCUGUAUCAAUGGUAAAAGGUAUACAUUUCAAGGAAAAUCCCUGGGAUGCCUGACCAUUUAAAAGGUUCUUACUAGAAACCGUGAAGUGCUAACCUACUCUCAUUUGUAGGACUGCCUGUUUGUCUCUCUCUCUCUCUCUCUUACGGGAAUCAUCUUUUUUUCCUCACUGUCUCCCCACAAUAGCACAUUACUCCUGUCCAAGCCUAUUUUCCCUAAUGUUCCUUCAAUGAAAUGUUUGAGUAGCUCUUUUAUUUGAAACAGUGCUAAGUGUGAUCAGAAGUUUCCAGACAUUGGAAUUUCAGUAGUUGGAUAUCUAGUUAUCUUCCCUGAGCCAUUUGCUCCACCAGCUACAUAACUAAAGAUACCUGAUUCUUGCUGCUUAAGAAUAGUCUUGGCACCCAGCCACUCAGCCUGUGAUCUUUAAUAACUGGGUAUUAAUGAAAAGUGAAGAAAAAUGCUUUUCAUUUUACUUUUUUUUCCUUUGUAUGCCUACUCAACCAGUUUGCAGUUGAUGGCUGGUAGUGGUGGAUUUAUCGUGGAUAUCAUGUUGAUCUCGCUUGUUCGUGUGUGAGUUUUGUCAUCUCAAGGGUUAUCUCUCUGUCUUUGUCUAUUUGACAUAGGCAACAAAAUGUGGAGAGUUGUAACUUGUAGCUUUCUCUGUUUUGUACAGAGGGGAUCAUAGUAUUUCAUGGCCACUUGCUACACAAAACUCACUUGUUUGUAGGAAUCCUGGCUGAUUUUUAUUUUUCUUAUCUUCAUAACCCUGAGAUCUCAGGUUCCCCUUGAAUAGCUAUGAUCCUGCAGCUUAGCACCAUGUAGGGAAACAAAACCGAACCUUCUAGUCAGUGGAUUGCUUGCAGGCACUACGUUCACAGAAGGAUAUUAAUGAUUUGACUAGUUGCUAUAUGAUGUUGAUUACAUUUGCUUAUAGUUUUUAUGCAAACUAAAUUUAUUCUUGAUUGCCUUAUUGAUUUGAAGCAAACAAAUGUCUUCUCUGCUUGCCUCGCUGCCUCCACUUUGACUUCACAUUGUAUGGAUACAAUAAUGUCUACCAGAGCUCAACAUGCUUUAGAAAUAAAGCACAAAAAUUGAUCAGACAAGUCAAUGUUUUCAGCUGCAAGCAGGAGUUGGAAAAUACUAUCAAAAGAAGCAGCAUUUUCUCUUGAGCAACUAGUGAUAAACUUGUAGGAACAGAUUAUUCAGAGACAUACCUUUAGCACUACAAUGAUUAAUAUGGCUUUAAGUCUGUAGGAGUGCAAUGAUAGCCUUGAAAUCUUGAUGAAAGACAUCUGCUGAACAGAGGGGAGACUCCACAUGCAUGUGAGGUGUUCAUAAAAUAAUUGAAGGAUUACUGUGGUCAGUAGAUGUGCAUAAACACCUUUUGCCAUACUGCUGCUGCUUGGCAAUCAGGCCACAUCUUUUUCCAUGUAUGUUGGACCUCAUUUCUGUCUUUUUGCAAAGCUUAACGCAGGCACCAACUCAGUGGAUGUGAUCAACCUCAGACCAUUGUCUUAACUAACCUACUUUGGAUACAGUACUAAUAGUUGGUCCAGAAUUGGUGUGUUGAUAACUGGGCUCUAUUGGAGGAAGAUUAUUUCAUUGUGAUCCCAGAUCAGACCCCAACUCUCCUUCAUUUUGUACUUAGUAGUGUACCAAAGGAGCUAGGGCAGCACUGCAAACAUUUUUCCUACCAAAUCAGGUACUACUAGGUGGGAGUCCCAACUUUAUUUGCCAGUGGAGAACAGAAUGCUGGUUCUGAUGCACUUGUUCGUUCAGAUAUAGGGGCAAACCACAUUAUCUGCGCCAAGCACUGACGAUCCCAACUUGUUCAGUAGUUGGUGUUUAGUCGUCAGCCUGUCCGUAGGGCUCGUGUUUAAAAUGGUUGCCUUAGUUACUUAUAUACUUGAGAAAGUCAGUACCUGUGUUUUUCAACACCAGUAUUCAGCUGUUUCAAAAAAGAAUAUGAAAACUAUUUAUUAAGAACUUGAAGUUCAAAUGCUGAUGUGCUCAGUGCUGUAGUGGAUCGGUCUCCUCAUUGCAUUGUACCUAAUUUCUCAAACAUAAUAUGCUGGGUAAAUUAAUACAGGGAGACGUGCCUCUGUGCACUUUAUAGUGCAGAGCUUCACCAAGGAAUACUUGACUGUACAAUGUAUUUUGUGUGUUUGUUUGUGUGUGUGUGUGUUUGUGUGUGUGUGUGUGUAAAUAUUGGCUGAGCAUUCCCAUCUGAGGCAAUUUGCAUCCCUGUUGUAAUUUUGAGGGAUGGAGUGAUGUGAGAGUAUAGAAAUGUAAAAUAAUGGGUUUUCCCCUCUGUAUACAUACCUGUAUAUAUAUUUGAUAACAAAUUGACUUAUUAAUACUUAAGAAUUUUGUAAAUAAACA
Stegostoma tigrinum is the source of this 13246-nucleotide messenger RNA. RefSeq names its product centrosomal protein 350 (gene cep350). Gene Ontology annotation, biological process: microtubule anchoring. Gene Ontology annotation, cellular component: centrosome. The coding region runs from base 126 to 10094 and encodes 3322 amino acids. The transcript is spliced from 41 exons. Lineage: Eukaryota; Metazoa; Chordata; Chondrichthyes; Orectolobiformes; Stegostomatidae. The record is from RefSeq and is a predicted model, not a curated record. Gene Ontology annotation, molecular function: microtubule binding.